AUGAUGUCUACUACAGAAGGAGAACUGGAUGUAGAGGUGUCCCAUGAACUUGAAGAUGGCGAGUUAGAGGAUUCUGACGUAGAAGAGGGUACAUACAUCCCUUUGGCACGACCUGAAGCCUUCAACCCGCCAUCUUUGGUGAACAUGCAGAUUCAAGAUGAACAAAGUGAUGAGGAAUCUGUCCAGGAGUCAACAGGCUCAGAGUCUGAUGAAGAGCCCCGUAGACGCCCAAAACGCACAAAGCUACGGCCGCGGCGCCCACAGCCACAACCUCAAUCAGUCAAAAAAGAUAAAUACAAUAUUUGGUGCAAAGCAUUACAGGAGGAUCUGCUAACAGAAGAUAUGGUUACUUGUGAUGUAUCAAAGAAAAGCAGAUAUGGCGUUGAAUCUUAUGAUUAUACUAUUAAGUAUAGAUUAGAUGAUGAAUAUAUUUCUAAGAAAGUAUUUACAAACAGUCAUGGAUUUAAAAAUAGAGACCAGGCUUCUAAUAAAAGAAGUUUUUCAGACAGAGGUAAUUUAAAAUUAAGGCUCGGUAAAAGAGUGAACAGUGAACAGCCUUUAGAAGAAAAACAGAAUCCAAGGAUCUUGCCCGAUCUAUUAAUUACACCAGAUCAUCCAAUGGAACAACUAGUUCAAGAAAUAACUGAAAAAUUAUCUGAAGAAAAAAAAGAUUUAGUUGGUAGGAUUAUACAAGUAAUUGGUGCAAGUAAAGCUAUAGAAAUUUAUAAAGAAACACAGAGAAUUGAAGCAGAUGGUGGAAUGCUUGUUAUGAAUGGUACUCGUAGACGCACACCUGGUGGUAUUUACUUCUUUUUACUAAAGAGAGAUGAUGAAAUCUCCCAAACAAUGAUAAACCAGAUUUUUAAUGAAGAUCGAAAGGAAACGGCGCGCAGAAUAAAGAAAACACGUGCCAAGAGCCGUCAAAAAGUAAUGGAACAAUUAAAACAAAGCCUCACAGAUUCAGAACUACCGUCAUUGCUUUCUCGGGGUGAAGCAACCGUGCAAUCAGAACAUGGCUCAAACCCUCCACCCUCUCCAGCAACAGAUGCUCGCGAUUGCUCAAGCGAUACAGACGGACACUCACACACUGAACAGCCUCCAUCUCCCUCUCGCCCCCUUUCCCCUCUCCCGGACCGAACAUCUAGAGCUGUACAAGAGUAUGAUGACGAUGAUUUCUUAGAAGUUAUGUGCAACGAACAGAUGGACUUAUUU
Messenger RNA from Brenthis ino (lesser marbled fritillary), 1212 nucleotides. The record is from the annotation of a GenBank genome assembly. NCBI's taxonomy places the organism in Eukaryota, Metazoa, Arthropoda, Insecta, Lepidoptera, Nymphalidae.